Molecule: messenger RNA, 760 nt
Organism: Drosophila pseudoobscura
Lineage: Eukaryota; Metazoa; Arthropoda; Insecta; Diptera; Drosophilidae
Exons: 3
Coding region: 401-760 (119 amino acids)
Source: RefSeq, a predicted model, not a curated record
GCUUUCCAGAAAAAAAAACAUGCGGUUUCCAAGCGGAAAUGUUGAAAAUCAAGCGGGAAAAUUGUCGAGUGAAUGUUCAAUAAAGUCUAGCAGUGAUUAAAUAUAAAAAAAGUAAAAAAAUCAAACAAUUUUCGUGCCACUAUUUAAGGGUUAGCAUUAGCAGAAAACCAACGUGUGCUCGCAAGCUCACAAAAAGUGCUAAAAAUAUAAAGAGUGUCCAAAAAGCGAACUGAGAGGAAUAAUUAUUUGGUUGUUUUCCAUCUUUCUGCCGACAAUAUUGUGGUGGUGCUUCACAGAUUGGGAUCUAAGACAAGAUGUAAAGGCCGGCUAUGGCAGGGCCCCAAGCCCAUGCCGAGGCAGAACGCCGCGUCAGAACUAGAAGGGCGAUUGGCGGCGCAACAUGAACACCAGCAGCGUGAUCUACAGCAGCUACGUGGAGCGUUCGCGCAUCGACCUACAGGUGGAGGAGGCCAAUUUGUAUGUGGCCCGUGCCCUGCGGUAUGUCAUCGAGAACGUGCUGGCCCAGCUGAGUGCCACGCUGGUGGUGACGAUUUCCACGCGUCAUGAGGGUACUGCCCGCUGGUUCGAGUAUGUGAUGAACACACUCGUUUAUUCGUGGCGUGUGGCAGCAGUGCAGCUGCUGCGAUUCAGCACGGAUUUUGAGCGGGUGCGCGUGCCCGGAAGGAAGCGUUUCAAUCUGAUGUUGGUGGACUCCUACGAGGGGCUGGUUAACUCAAACAUUACCGAGGACAAUGUGUAA